CUCUGCUGGUAACAGUCUCGGCUCUCCGUGAUCACAACACUGUCUGUGUUCCAAGAUGGCGUCGUCGUCAUCGUUGCGUGUUUACAGUAGAAUUCUCAAAGAACUGCGCUCCAUGCAGGGACAGCAUUACAAGCAGUCCCUGGCGUGCACUUAUGUCAAGGAACAGUUUCGUAAAAAUAAGGUGACAGGAGAGAGGUACUGCCGCGCCCAGCAGGAGGCGCUGCACGCCUCGCAAACCUACCUGUGUCUGCUGGCGUCCACCAGGAACCACCGGGCCCUGCACGACCUUUACCACGCCAAGGGAGAGCGCAGCACCCGGGAGGCGGCCGGCCUGGUGGGGCUCAGGUUGCCCACUCAGCCCGGAGGCAAAGGCUGGGAGAAGUGAGCCACGGCGAGGGGGGGAAAAAGGGACAACAAAGCAAUGGACUGGACCUGCUAAGCUGCGGGAAGAAAUACAGUAUGUUCAACUGUUCCACUUCUCUAUUAAACUAUGAAUAAUGUUCUCUUUUCAUUAU
Messenger RNA from Entelurus aequoreus (snake pipefish), 515 nucleotides. RefSeq names its product protein FMC1 homolog. Gene Ontology annotation, cellular component: mitochondrion. The transcript is spliced from 2 exons. Bases 56 to 385 code for a protein of 109 amino acids. NCBI's taxonomy places the organism in Eukaryota, Metazoa, Chordata, Actinopteri, Syngnathiformes, Syngnathidae. The record is from RefSeq and is a predicted model, not a curated record.